AAAAAAAAUUGCCCUCGGCUGCAACUUGUGCUGCUUAACCACCGAUGUCCAACACACUCAUUAUGAGCCAUUCGACUACUAGCAGCUACUCAACUACCAGUGCAUACUACUAACUCACUGCAGUCGGUAUAGAGACACAGAAUGGAGCAUUUCAACAGAUUCACGGCUCCUGCUUCGGAUAAACUUAGGCAGCUCCAAAAAAUGGUUCAAGACAUAAAAAAGAAUGACGACAGCCUUUUCAACAGACUAAAAAGGUUUCAGACUGAACAAGCAGCUAAUAUUCUCAAAACCGGGAGAAAUACACUGGACCGAAUAAAGAAGAAAAGACCCCCGAAAGUACCAGUACGAGACUAUCAAGGCGAAGCUCCGGAUUCUGAGAAGGACUCUGACUCAGAUUUUGACAGCGAUACGUACGAGGACCCUCAGGGCGAUCAUGACGACAACUACGAACCUCCGCCGAGGCUUCAAGGUCACAUGAAGGCCUUUACGGUCAGCCCGUCCAUCACCAGCCCCAGAGGAGAGUAUGUGGACAGCUGUCGUGGUCGACCGGCGAAACCAAACCAUCCUUUCCAAACGCAACAGAGGCACAAACCCCCACGACCGACCCACCGCAGCCUGACAGAGGAAGAUGAUGGCGAUUACAUUGAGCCGGAGGACGAAACAGUUGAUGAUAAUUACAUUGAGCCCAUUGAGAAAACACCAUCAAAGCCGCAGGUUAACAGAGGAGUCAAACCGUGUGCUCCUGCUCGUGUGAACGCUCCGGAUUUCUAUGAGGUUCCUGAUUUGAAGGAGAAUGUUCAGUCUAAGACCAGGAGUAACUCGACUCUACAACCCAACACACAGAUAGCGCCACCUAAAGCCAGUCCACGGUAUUACACAGUCAUUAUUUUCUCAAGACAAUUACAAACCACUAGAUUAGCCCUGCAUUCACAGUUACUCAGCACCCUUACAAACAUUCACCAUUAUAACCAUGUCAAAAUACUGAAGAAACCAAAUCCUGCUUUGAUAGCGAAACCAAACAUUCCUCGCAGAGACAGUGAAGCCACAUCAAUUAAAACAACAGCAUUAACUUUACCACGAAGCCCACCAGACACCAUGCCGAGCCCAUCGGCAACAGGGUUCCAUCGAGCCAAGAUGCCUCUGCCUCGGCAGCUUCCCUCUCAGAGCAGAGGGAUGUUGCCUUCAGACAGCAGAUCAGCUAGAGAUGCUGAAGAGGAAGCUGGUGUGUAUAAAAAGGUUUGGUAUGCCAGCAGCUGUGACCGCAAGACAGCAGAGGACGCUCUCAUACGCUCAGCUAAGGACAGCUCUUUUCUGCUCAGGAAGAGCUCUGGUGUGGACGCACAGCAGCCGUAUACACUGGUGGUGUUUUACAACAGCCGAGUUUACAACAUCCCUGUCCGCUACAUCGCUUCCACCAAACAGUAUGCUUUGGGGAAAGAAAAACAAGGAGAGGAGCGUUUCAGCAGCGUCUCAGACAUCAUCGAGAACCACCAGAAGAAUCCUCUAGUGCUGGUCGACUCACAAAGCAACACCAAAGACUACACCAAACUCAGACACGCAGUCAAGCCCUGACAAAUAUAACUGCAUAGAGAGGGUGCUGGCAUUCAACUGUGUGGUAGUUUCACGUUUACCUUAAUAGAGGAUGGAAACAGAUACGCUUGCAAAGCUGGCACUUGCUGCUACUUUUAUAACUUAUUAGGCUGAAUGACAGGUUACGGGCCGAGACUCUGUAUUUUUAUUUUGACGGUGACAAAAGUAUGUGUUGCGCAUUUAAAAAUACAGCAUAGGAGAAUGCGUCCUGUGCAAACCACCCCGAAAAACAGGGUGAAGAGCAAUGUUAUAUAAAGAUACGCAAAUAUGGUACAGCUGUAGAGUUUAUACAUGUAUCUGGGUGUAUGAAUCGUUGUAUAAACACAUUUGUUUUAUAUUACAAGGUGUGUCGAGUAAAAAAAAAAAAUUGUUUUGUGUAUUAUGUUAUGUCAAAUUAUAAUAAUUUGCACUGUGCAACCCUAAAUAUUUGCAUAAGGGGGAAUAUUUGUCACGUGGGGACUGGGUUUUAUAUUUAUAUUAUACAAACAUUUGUACACUAGAGGGGUCAUACACAAGUACAGAUUUAUAUUAAAGGAUUCCCUGUUUUAAUUGCCUUUUGAAAUCGUGCAAAAAUAUUAAAUAUAAUAAGAUACAAAUAUUCUUUGGAGCUACUUUACAGGAGUAUAUCGUCUAAAACUAGUAAAAAACACGGCAUAAAUAAAAAUAUUUUCUACCACACAAGAGGCUACAUUUGUUCAACAACGUGCCUGUAAUUUCAUUUACAUCACUU
Molecule: messenger RNA, 2320 nt
Organism: Sinocyclocheilus grahami
Lineage: Eukaryota; Metazoa; Chordata; Actinopteri; Cypriniformes; Cyprinidae
Product: B-cell linker protein-like
Exons: 20
Coding region: 142-1572 (476 amino acids)
Biological process (GO): intracellular signal transduction; cell surface receptor protein tyrosine kinase signaling pathway
Source: RefSeq, a predicted model, not a curated record